Messenger RNA from Aphanomyces astaci, 695 nucleotides. RefSeq lists its product as hypothetical. Gene Ontology annotation, biological process: protein dephosphorylation. The transcript is spliced from 4 exons. The coding region runs from base 35 to 658 and encodes 207 amino acids. Gene Ontology annotation, molecular function: MAP kinase tyrosine/serine/threonine phosphatase activity. Lineage: Eukaryota; Oomycota; Saprolegniomycetes; Saprolegniales; Verrucalvaceae. The record is from RefSeq and is a predicted model, not a curated record.
GUUUGUAAAAGCUCGUUUUACCAACGAAACCAUCAUGCCGCUCCAGGCGGCAAAGAAGCUGCUACGGCUCGAUGAGGCCGUGGGUUCCUUCGCCGUGCAACAUGACAUCACGAAAGUCCUCGAUGGGCUGUAUGUCGGAGGUAGGGGCAUCGCCGACGACCUGUUGGCGAUGCAGUCGCUCGCCAUCACGCACGUGGUCAACUGCACCCAAGACAUUCCAUGCUAUUAUGACGAUUCGUUGGAGUAUCUCCGCGUGCCGCUAACCGACGACCCCGAUACUGCAAUCGAAGCCCACUUCGAAAUCGUUGUCAAGUUCAUUCAUGAUGCGAGAGAGAUGGGGCAGACUUGCUUGGUCCAUUGCUCCCGUGGCAUGAGUCGCAGUGCCACCUUUGUGCUGGUCUACCUCGUCGAGAGACAUGACAUGAGCGUGCUGGAAGCCUUGCAGUACACACGAGCUUUGCGUCCUGUGAUCUCGCCCAACGUUGGCUUCAUGGGCAAAUUGCUGGAUCUGGAGCAGCGCCUCCAUCAACGGUGUAGCGUCGACCUCCACAAGUACCGAAAGGAUCGCUAUGCCGCGAUCGAAGAUCUGGUCGUGCCAUCCCCUGCCAACGAUGUCGACGAGGCUGCUAUUUAUUUGAACCAUGUGGCCAGACAUUAAAAUUUGAACCACAAUUGUCCUAUCCGGAUAAAGCCAA